Messenger RNA from Peromyscus californicus insignis, 1533 nucleotides. Its product is annotated as protein Wfdc21. The transcript has 3 exons. The record is from RefSeq and is a predicted model, not a curated record. Gene Ontology annotation, cellular component: extracellular region. Gene Ontology annotation, molecular function: peptidase inhibitor activity. Lineage: Eukaryota; Metazoa; Chordata; Mammalia; Rodentia; Cricetidae. The coding region runs from base 8 to 199 and encodes 63 amino acids.
CAGCGGCAUGAAGCUGGGAGCCUUCCUUCUCUUGGUGUCCCUCGUCACCCUCAGCCUGGAGGUACGGGAGCUUCAGGCUGCAGUGAGACCACUGCAACUUCUAGGCACCUGCGCUGAGCUCUGCAGAGGUGACUGGGACUGUGGGCCAGGGGAGAAAUGUGUCAGCAGCGGAUGCAGUAGCAUCUGUGCUACAAAUUAAGAACAGCUUCUACUUGGAAAAAAUAUGCCUGUCUGGAGUUCCGUGCCCAAGAAAGCAGUUGAAAAUGGAGGCCAUGGAUGGAGAUGACAAGGAGCACAGUGGGAAGGGACCAGGAGGUGUUUCUUUUAAUAAAUCAUCAUUGUAAAAGUCUCCAUGCUACUUGAAUUAUUUGGUUGGAGGUUGUUACGGUUUGAACAUGACAUGUCUCCCACAGACUCAUACGUUGAGGGCAAUUGGUCCAUAGUUGAUGGCACUGUUUAGGAAGCAGGGGCAUUACUGGAGGAGGUAGGUCACUGGGGCAUUUUGCCCUGGGCCCACCUUGUUUCUUGCCACUUCCUGGUUGCUUUAGGUGGUCAGCUUCAACCAAACACACCUGUUGUCAUGAUAAAUUCUGCUUUACUACAGAGCAAAGCAGGAGAUCCAGCCAAGCACAACCCUAAACCUCUGAAAUAGUGAGCCAAAAUAAAUCCUCCUUCCUUUAAACCGUGCCUCUCAGGUAUCUAAUCCUAACAGUGGAAAAGCUACUAAAGCCAAUAUGUUGAGUUAUGAUAGUAUCUAUCCUUGUGGAUGGCAAUGUGAGUCCACCAAGAAAAUGAACAUACCUAUUCUGUGGUCAUCACCAACUGAAGGAAAAAAAAAAUACAGAGUUCCCAGAGAGGCCUUUGAAGACUUCUUGCAUUGGCUUGAGUUACAUGGUAGCAGCCCCUACACACCAACCUCCUGCCCUGAGACCAGAAACUCACAGCUUAGCCGCAAUAUAUUCUAUAAUACAAGGUCAUUCAGUCUGGAAUAAUACUUUAUGUGGGUCAUCCAUGUUGCUAAACCCAGACUGUUCACACAGUCUCUUCAUACCUCUAUUGUGGUAAAAAACGAGGCUCUACAUCCUUUCCGUGCAAUGUUUGAACAUGUCUUAAGUACUGCUUCAGAUUCUUGGUGUCAAGCAAAGAGAACCAUUGCUAUAACAACCAGUUUAUCUCACUGGGUGGGGGUACUUUCGUGCCUAGGGGUAAAGGAGAUCAAGGAUUCUGAUACGAUGUAAGGUGGAAGAUGUCACAUAGUUAGCAUUUCUGUCGCUGCCAUCUACAGGAGUGCUUUCCAACUCCAGCCCGAAUCUCGAAACUCUAGCUAUGUCAGCCCUGGUCAGGAGCAAACUUUGUGAGAGGAUAAGGAGGUGUGGAUGACGAAGUUUCCAAGCCUUAUUUCUGCCACCUUUUACAAGACACCAGGCUGAAAGAGUGAUACCCUAAUAACACCAGCGCUUGCAAACCUAUAGCUCAAUAAAGCUUUCCGGAACUAGAGCACACAGCGAAGCCCUGCCCCUAGCGGUGCGCCGG